AGAGAGAAGAGAGAGCCGCAGCCAAACGCUCCACCUCCACCUCCAAUGCCGCGACGGCCGCCGCUCCCGUCCAAGACCGCACCGCCUCUCCCCCUCCACGCGCGCUGGUCGUAGGCUGCGCCGCGUUCCGUUCUGGUGGGUUGGGUGGGUAUAAGGUGGAGGAGGAAGACUGGAGGAGGAUAGAGGGAGGGAGGGAGGAGAUAGGCGGCGCGAGCGAUGGAGGACGCGUGGAGGAAGGCGAAGAGGGCGCUGGGGCUCCGGCUCUGCGUGCACGUCCCCGAGGAGGGGGCGGAAGGCGGGGCCAGCGAGCCGAGGCGGCUGCCGGCGGCGAGCAGCUCGCGGUGCCGGAGCGAGGCCGCGGUGACGGUGGGGCCCGAGUCGGACGUGCCGGUGCCCGGCGUGGUGCGGAGGUCCAAGUCCGGGAGCAGCCGGUCCUCCUCCAAGAGGAAAUGCGCAAUAUGCUUUGACUCCAUGAAACAUGGGAAUGGCCAUGCCCUAUUCACUGCCGAAUGUUCUCAUAUGUUUCAUUUCCACUGCAUCUCAUCCAAUGUGAAACAUGGGAAUUAUUUCUGCCCAGUUUGUCGGGCAAAGUGGAAAGAGAUACCCUUCAACCGCUCACUAUCUUCUAACAUUCCUCAUGGAAGAAUUGGAGUCAAUAGAGCUCGAUUGACCCAACAAGAUGCUAAUUUGGCUCUUCUCCACCAAGUUCCAAAUCAUCAUCAGAGAGUUCGUCGCCCACAUACCUCUGAGCCAGCAGACUUCAAUGAUGAUGAACCUUUGCAGCAACCAGAAGUUUUUAAUAAUCUUAAUGUCCGAUCUACUAAGACUGCAGAGAUAAGCACAUAUCCAGAAUUCUCUGGCAUACCGCAGUCUUCAUCUAAAGAUGAUUUUGCUAUUCUGAUCCAUCUGAAGGCUCCUAGUGCUGACCCAUACCAGGGCACAGGUAGAUUGGCUAAUGAAAGCUCAGUUGAAUCUUCAAGAAGCCGUGCUCCUGUUGAUCUCGUUACUGUACUUGAUGUUAGUGGCAGUAUGGCAGGCACCAAACUGGCACUCCUAAAGCGAGCAAUGGGUUUUGUUGUUCAGCACCUUGGACCAAGUGAUCGUCUUUCUGUUCUUGCUUUCUCAUCUAGUGCAAGAAGGUUGUUCCACCUUCAACGAAUGUCACAUCAUGGCAGGCAGCAGGCAUUGCAGGCAAUUAAUUCACUUGGUGCUGGCGGUGGUACAAACAUUGCUGAUGCACUAAAGAAAGCUAUGAAGGUGAUUGAAGACCGCAGUUAUAAGAAUUCAGUGUGCAGCAUCAUUCUUCUGUCGGAUGGCCAAGAUACAUACAGCAUUUCCUCAAAUGCUCAAGGGGCCUCUCCAGAUUACAAGUCACUUGUUCCAUCUUCCAUUCUAAAUGAUGCUCGCCAUACAGUGCCGCUUCAUGCCUUCGGAUUUGGAGCAGACCAUGACUCGGAUUCUUUGCAUUCAAUUGCUGAAGCUUCAGGUGGCACCUUCUCCUUCAUCGAGGAUGAAGGUGUGAUGCAAGAUGCAUUCGCUCAAUGCAUUGGUGGGCUUCUUAGCGUCGUCAUUCAGGAGAUGCGAGUUAGCAUGCAAUGUGUUCAUCCUGUUGUUCAGCUAUGCUCCAUAAAAUCUGGUAGCUAUCCAAGCAAGGUGGCACGAGAUGGACGGAACGGUUCCGUCGACAUCGGUCACAUGUAUGCUGACGAGGAGAGGGACAUCUUACUGUCUGUGAACAUCCCACGGUCUCAUGAACAGACCUCAGCACUGAAGGUUUCUUGUGCCUACAGAGAUCCAGUGACAGGUGAGACCAUCAAGAUUCAAGGUGACGAGGUGAAGAUCAACAGGCCUACAUCCGAUACACCUGAACCGGUGUCCAUCGAGGUCGAUCGCGAGAGGAACCGUAUACAUGCUGCUGAAUCCAUAGAGUCUUCAAGGGCCGCCGCCGAGAGGGGUGCUCUCUCUGAGGCUGUGGCCAUUCUCGAGGGUUGCAGGAGGACACUGUCACGGUCCUUCGCGAGCCAGAGCGGGGACCGUCUGUCGCUGUCCCUCGACGCGGAGCUGCGAGAGAUGCAGGAGAGGAUGGCGAACCGCCAGCUCUACGAGUCCUCGGGGAGGGCUUACAUGCUGUCUGGUCUGAGCUCGCACUCAUGGCAGCGAGCGACGACGCGAGGGGACUCGACGGACAGCAGCACCAUCGUCUACUCCUACCAGACGCCGUCCAUGGUUGAUAUGCUGCAGCACUCCCAGAACCAUAUCCCUUUGCCUCAGGACCGGCAAAGACCACGGCACGGGCCAUCGGAGAAGCCCUCGGCGAGGUAGCUGACUGCGGUCAAAUCAUGGCAUUGGCAACCACGAGGCGACGACGACGACGAUGAACCAUUCGUCCUGUUAAUUACUCUUCUGUAGUUGUUAGCUUGAUUGUUGGUACAUAGUACCUGCCCAUUCUUCUUGCUUAAAUUAUUUGAUUUAGCUAUUUUGAGCCGCACUGGAUUAAAAGUUACACCAAGAGGUGUGGUAACGAGUACUGAAUACAUUCUGGGUGUACCUACUCCUGUGGUGCGAAGGAAUAAUAAGAUUUGGGGGAUAAAGAGGUUGGAAAUGUGGAUAGUUUGGUGUCCCAAUUAUGGUUGAACUGAAAAUUUGUUCCAUUUUUCAUCUGAUAAGUC
Molecule: messenger RNA, 2669 nt
Organism: Oryza brachyantha (malo sina)
Lineage: Eukaryota; Viridiplantae; Streptophyta; Magnoliopsida; Poales; Poaceae
Product: E3 ubiquitin-protein ligase WAV3-like
Exons: 2
Coding region: 217-2322 (701 amino acids)
Source: RefSeq, a predicted model, not a curated record